Messenger RNA from Orbicella faveolata, 519 nucleotides. RefSeq lists its product as uncharacterized. Lineage: Eukaryota; Metazoa; Cnidaria; Anthozoa; Scleractinia; Merulinidae. The record is from RefSeq and is a predicted model, not a curated record.
AUGAAACUUGGCAGAGCGCUGCAUCUUCAAAGUAGAAGACUGGGAACAGCAUCUCUCAAAAACUACAAGGCGCGUAAUCAAUUGCUUCACAAAGGAAGUCACGUUUGUCACAGCUGGCGCGUCGAAGAAAGCAAAGUUGGUUCUGCUCCUUUUAAGUUUCAUCUUGGAAGGCGGCGAAAACUAAACGUGGUCAGCACAGCUAAAAUUGAAGGACUCGAAGCGUCUUCGAGGGCUGAUCCCAACAAUUUGAAUUCAUCAGCGCCAAAGAUGCUCGUAGUCCUGUUUUUCGUUAUUCCACUGGAAGGGCAAAAUGAGAGAAUCUACAUUAUCGUCGUGAUCAGACUGAUACAAGAACGACCAGGACUUCAGGCACAUGUACGUAUAUUUGUAUGUUUCUUAAAAAUAUGUACUAAUCUAUACGUACAUAAGUAAACUGUGGAAUUUGUCCAUUGUUGCUGUCCAUUGUUACAUACCACAGAAUGCAUUAUGUUAUAGGCAUGUCAUGUGACCACAGUGUUG